This is a messenger RNA of Chrysochloris asiatica (Cape golden mole), 1980 nucleotides long. RefSeq names its product leucine rich repeat containing 32 (gene LRRC32). The transcript is spliced from 2 exons. NCBI's taxonomy places the organism in Eukaryota, Metazoa, Chordata, Mammalia, Afrosoricida, Chrysochloridae. The coding region runs from base 1 to 1980 and encodes 659 amino acids. Gene Ontology annotation, molecular function: protein binding. The record is from RefSeq and is a predicted model, not a curated record.
AUGAGCCGCCAGAUCCUGCUGCUGUUGGCCAUGAUGACCCUGAGCUUGGCUACCUCCCAACGCCGUGAGAUGGUGCCCUGUAAGACGGUGGAUAAGGAAGUGUCAUGCCAGGGUUUUGGCCUGAGCCAGGUCCCAUCAUUGCUUCCGCUGGACAUUCAGGUCCUCAACCUGUCUGGAAAUCAGCUGCGAGGCGUCAUGGCUUCACCCUUGGGCUUCUACACAGCACUUCGCCGCCUGGACCUGAGCGCCAACGAGAUCAGCUUCCUGCAGCCAGGUGUCUUCCAGGCCCUGCCCCACCUGGAGCAUCUCAACCUGGCCCACAACCGCCUUGUGGUGGGCACAGCGUUGGGCCCUCUGCCUCACGUGACCUCCUUGGACCUGUCCGGAAACAGCCUAUACAGUGGCCUAGUGGAGCGGUUACUGGGGGAAGCGCCUGCCCUGCGCACCCUCUCCCUAGCUGAAAACAGCCUGACACGCCUGGCCCACCAUACCUUCUGGGGCAUGCCUGCGCUCGAGCAUCUGGACCUACAUAGCAACGUGCUGAUGGACAUUGAGGAGGGUGCGUUCGAGGCCCUGCCCCGCCUGACACACCUGAAUCUCUCUAGGAAUUCCCUCACCUGCAUCUCUGACUUCAGCCUCCAGCAGCUGCGGGUGCUUGACCUGAGCUGCAACAGCAUUGAGGCCUUCCAGACAUCCCCAGAUCCGCAGGGUGAGUACCAGCUCACUUGGCUGGACCUUCGGGAGAACAAACUGCUCCAUUUCCCCAACCUGGCUGUACUUCCCCGACUUACUUACCUGAAUGUGUCCAACAACAACCUCCACCAGCUCCCCACGGGACAGUCCCGAGGCCGUGAGGGUGUGCGUGCCCCUUCUGAGGGCUGGUCAGCUCUGCCCCUCUCCAGCCCCAGCUGGACCACCAGCACCUGCCCCCUUUCCCAGCUCCUGAACCUGGAUUUGAGCUACAAUGAGAUUGAGCACAUCCCCGAGGGCUUUCUUGAGCCCCUGAGCUCCUUGCGCUUCCUGAACCUCAGUCGAAACUGCUUGAGGGCCUUUGAGGCCCGGCAGGUGGGCUCUCUGCCCUGCCUGGUGCUCCUGGACUUAAGUCACAAUGCACUGGAGGCACUGGAGCUAGGCACCAGAACCCUGGGGGCUCUGCGGACACUGCUUCUGCAGGCCAAUGCCCUACGGAAUCUGCCCCCAUACACUUUUGCCAGCCUGGCCAGCCUGCAGAGACUAAACUUGCAGGGAAACCAGGUUAACCCCUGUGGGGGUCCAGGGGAGCCUGCCCCCUCAGGCUGUGUUGCCUUCUCUGGAAUACCCUCCCUACACAUCCUGAAUCUGGUGGAUAAUGAGAUAGAAAAGCUCUGGGCAGGUGCCUUCCUCCACACACCACUUACAGAGCUAGACCUCUCUGCCAACCCUGGACUGGAUGUGGCCCUGGGGGCCUUGGCAGGCCUGGAGGCCUCCUUAGAGGUCCUGGAACUUCAGGGCAAUGGACUGACCAUCCUGCAAGUGAAUCUGCCCUGCUUCAGCUGCCUCAAGCAGCUCAAUCUCGCUGAGAACCACCUCAGCCACCUGCCUGCCUGGACACAGGCUGUGUCUCUGGAGGUGCUGGACCUGAGGAACAAUAGCUUCAGCCUUCUGCCAGGCAGUGCCAUGGGUGGUUUGGAGACCAGCCUCCGGCGCCUCUACCUGCAAGGGAAUCCACUUAGCUGCUGUGGCAAUGGCUGGCUGGCAGCCCAGCUGCACCAGGGCCGGGUGGAUGUGGAUGCCACCCAGGACUUGAUCUGCCGCUUUGGCUCCCAGGAGGAGGUGUCCCUGAGCCACGUGCGUCCUGAGGACUGUGAGAAAGGGGAGCUCAAGAACGUCAACCUCAUCAUCAUCCUCACCUUCCUAGUGGUCUCUGUGAUCCUCCUCACUACGCUGGCCAUCUGUUGCUGCUUCCGCCGGCAGAAGUUUAGCCAACAGUACAAAGCCUAG